Epinephelus moara (kelp grouper) is the source of this 1431-nucleotide messenger RNA. It is a transcript of the gene gltpd2a, whose product is annotated as glycolipid transfer protein domain containing 2a. The transcript is spliced from 6 exons. The record is from RefSeq and is a predicted model, not a curated record. Gene Ontology annotation, biological process: ceramide transport; intermembrane lipid transfer. NCBI's taxonomy places the organism in Eukaryota, Metazoa, Chordata, Actinopteri, Perciformes, Serranidae. Gene Ontology annotation, cellular component: cytoplasm; membrane; cytosol. Bases 155 to 1066 code for a protein of 303 amino acids. Gene Ontology annotation, molecular function: ceramide 1-phosphate transfer activity; ceramide 1-phosphate binding.
CCCCAACGAGGGAGAGUGUGAGAGUGUGAUGACGAGUGACGGCUGGUAAACAAUGUGUGUGUGUUUUCAGUGGACGAGUUAAAGGGAAAGUGUGUGUGUGUUUUCAGUGGACGAGUUAAAGGGAAAGUGUGUGUCUGUGUGUGUUGUGGUCACCAUGGUCUUCCUCAGACGGAGGACGCUGCUUCGCUACCUGUUCCUGUCGGCCAUGUUGGCUCUGCUCCUCUUCAUCAGCUCCUUCUGGCUCCCUCAGGGUGGAGUCGGCGAGUGUGGCAGCGCCUGGCAGCCAUGUUUGAGUUUUUACCACCUCUCGCCUGAGCCUCCAUUGUUACCUGCAGAGAGGGUGGGGCCCAGCGAAGCCCCGCCCCUCAUAAAGGAGUGUCCUGGCCAAUCGUUUCAGGCCUGGCGUCUGCUCCAGUAUUUAAAGUCCAGCCUGGCGGACGCUGAUGACAUCCUGCUGGAGCCGUACCUGCAGAGCUGGGAUCAGCUCCUCAACUUCAUGGAGUCUCUCGGGACGAUGGUCAGUUUGUUCUCUCAGAAGGUGAAGGAGAAGGUCGUACUGAUACGAGAGCUGUCACUCAAACACAGCGCAGAGGCUCAUGGGAAACAUGGUCCGUCUGACAGCUCUGGACUAAAAAAAGGGGCGUAUCGCUCGGUUCGGUCCAUGGUGGGGGCGGAGCUAAAGGCGGGCUUGGUGGACUUCACCUGGCGAACAGAUUCAGGGUGCAGGAUGCUGCUGCGGCUGCAUCGAUCUCUGCUGUGGCUGAAGCUCAUGUUGGAGGGUUUGACUGAAGGACCGGACGCUGAAGGUCGAUACAAAACACCUGGAGAGCUGGGCAGGGAAGCCUACAAGGUGGCGUUGGCCCCCCACCACCCCUGGAUGCUGCGUCAGGCUGCAGAGUUCGUCUUCCUCGCCCUCCCAGACAGACAGUACUUCCUGCAGCUGGUGUGUGUGACGAACCAGGAGGAGGCUGUGCCCGUCCUGCAUACCAUCAUCCACGCCCUGAUGCUUGUGCACACACAGACCCAGCGAAUCCUGGCAGAACACAACAUGCUGGAACUGCCCUGAAUGCAGCACGUCGACGCCGUGACUGUACGCACAGAUAGAAAAGCUUCCUGUCAAUGUGCGGAGAGCUUCAAGGACAGAAACCACCAACAGACGACAAAAACACAACGUAAAACAGUCCAAGGUUGUGCCGACAGUGGUGGAGGAAAUAUUCAGGUCCGUCACUGCAGUGAAAAUACAACGCGUUCUGUUACAAGCUGACCUUUGACCUGGAUGUAAAAUGUCAUCACUUCAUUAUUUUAUCCUGUCAGACACUUGUGUCAAGUUUUGUCAUAAUUAGUGUUUGAAUUCUUCAGGUAUGGCCCAAAACAUGUUUUGUGAGGUCACACUGACCUUUGACCAUCAAAUUAUAUUUAGUUCAUCAUUGA